AUGGCGACUAGAAUCGCUCUCAGGUCGCAAGCGCGAUUGCUACCCACAUCAACUUUGUCCACACCUCUGAAACAACCACGUCCGAUCCUUCGUCUGACGUCGCUGUCUCGAGCUCUACCAUCACGCCUAAAGCCAGCCUUCCGAGUAGCUCCGACUGUUCUAGUUCGCAGCUAUGCCAGCGGCCGUGCACACCCUCCGGGCGGGACUCACCGUAUGAAUAUGAGCCCAGAGGCAGAGAAACCUGCACUGGAGCAAUACGGCGUAGACCUGACCGAAAAGGCCAAGGCUGGAAAGUUGGAUCCCGUCAUCGGCAGAGACUCCGAAAUUCAUCGUACAAUUCAAGUGCUAUCUCGAAGGACCAAAAAUAACCCCGUCUUGAUUGGUGCAGCCGGUACCGGCAAGACAGCCGUGUUAGAGGGUCUUGCUCAGCGCAUUGUACAAGGAGACGUCCCUGAAAGUAUCAAGAACAAGCGCGUCGUCAGUCUCGACUUAGGGUCGUUGAUCGCCGGUGCCAAGUUUCGUGGCGAUUUUGAGGAGCGCUUGAAGUCUGUGCUGAAAGAAGUCGAAGACGCGGAAGGCAAGGUGAUCCUCUUCAUCGAUGAGCUUCAUACUUUGCUCGGACUGGGCAAAGCCGAGGGAAGCAUUGAUGCCAGCAAUUUGUUGAAGCCUGCUCUGUCUCGGGGUCAAUUACAAUGCUGUGGUGCAACAACCCUAAACGAAUACCGAUUGAUUGAAAAGGACGUCGCACUUGCUCGCCGAUUCCAGCCUAUCCUUGUGGAAGAGCCGUCUGUGGCGUCCACAAUCUCCAUUCUUCGGGGCAUAAAAAACAAGUAUGAGGUACACCAUGGUGUUAGAAUCACAGACGGUGCCCUAGUUGCCGCCGCAACGUACAGCAACCGAUACAUCCAAUCUCGCCAGCUUCCCGACAAAGCAAUUGAUCUGGUUGACGAGGCAGCAUCGGCGCUUCGCCUGCAGCAAGAAUCCAAGCCUGACGCAAUCCGAGAGCUCGAACGCGACAUCACCACGAUCCAGAUUGAGCUUGAGUCUCUUCGAAAAGAAACCGAUGUGAGCAGUCGUGAGCGCAGAGACAAGCUGCAGGAGGAUUUGAAGUUGAAGCAGGAACAAGUCGGCAAAUUGAACGAGGUCUGGGAAAAAGAAAAGGCCGAGAUUGAUACCCUCAAACAAACGAAAGAGGAUUUGGAGCGUGCGAGAUUUGAGCUUGAGCAAGCUCAGCGCGAAGGAAACUUUGCCAAGGCUGGAGAACUUCGCUAUUCGACUAUUCCCGGUUUGGAAGCUAAAUUGCCAAAGGAAGGCUCGGAGCAGGAGGCUGAAAAGCAAAGUCUGAUCCAUGACUCCGUGACUGCUGACGAUAUUGCCAAUGUUGUAUCACGCACUACCGGCAUUCCGGUUAACCGGUUGAUGGCUGGAGAGGUUGAGAAACUUAUCCACAUGGAGGACACCCUGCGCCAAUCGGUCCGUGGCCAGGACGAAGCGCUUGCUGCAGUCGCGAAUGCAGUUCGCAUGCAGAGGGCUGGUCUUAGUGGCGAAAAUCGACCGCUUGCUUCGUUCAUGUUCCUCGGGCCCACGGGUGUUGGCAAGACAGAGUUGUGCAAAAAGAUGGCAGAGUUCCUCUUUUCCACUGAGACUGCAGUUGUCAGAUUCGACAUGAGCGAAUUCCAGGAGAAGCACACCGUCAGUCGUCUCAUUGGCUCACCAGCUGGCUAUGUCGGGUACGACGAUGCUGGUCAACUGACCGAGGCAGUAAGGCGCAAGCCUUACGCUGUCCUUCUCUUCGAUGAAUUCGAGAAAGCGCAUCGUGAUAUUUCAGCCCUUUUAUUGCAGGUGCUCGACGAAGGCUAUCUUACUGAUGCACAGGGUCACAAGGUCGAUUUCAGAAACACUCUCAUUGUUUUGACGUCCAAUCUUGGUGCAGAUAUUUUGGUUGGUGCGGAUCCAUUACACGCCUACAAGGACACUAAUAGUGCCGAAGUGCCGUCAGAGAUCAAGUCAGCGGUGAUGGAUGUUGUCCAGGGAGCUUAUCCGCCAGAAUUCUUGAACCGGAUCGACGAGUUCAUCAUCUUCAAGCGCCUUUCAAAGGACGCUCUCAGAGACAUUGUGGAUAUCAGACUCAAGGAACUCCAAGCCCGUCUCGAUAGCCGCCGCCUGACCUUGCGUGUUGACGAUGAGAUUAAGGACUGGCUGUGUGAGAGGGGGUAUGAUCCCAAAUUCGGUGCCCGACCUCUCAAUCGGCUGAUUGCCAAAGAAAUUGGCAACCGACUUGCCGACAAGAUCAUUCGUGGAGAGGUCACAUCUGCUCAAGUUGCCCGAGUCUCUUUGAACGAAGAUAAAUCCGGCCUGGUUGUCACUGCCGAGGGAAAGCAAGAAGAAUAA
This is a messenger RNA of Penicillium diatomitis, 2391 nucleotides long. It is a transcript of the gene hsp78, whose product is annotated as chaperone ATPase HSP78. Gene Ontology annotation, molecular function: ATP hydrolysis activity; ATP binding. NCBI's taxonomy places the organism in Eukaryota, Fungi, Ascomycota, Eurotiomycetes, Eurotiales, Aspergillaceae. The record is from RefSeq and is a predicted model, not a curated record. The coding region runs from base 1 to 2391 and encodes 796 amino acids. Gene Ontology annotation, cellular component: mitochondrial matrix; cytoplasm. The transcript has a single exon. Gene Ontology annotation, biological process: cellular response to heat.